AUGGCCGACCUCAGCCAGGAGUGGAAAGUGGUGAAGAUCCAACGGGUCCUCAUCAACCCCGCCGGCGAGCCGAGGAAAGCGGGUCUCUCCCGCAGCGCCAGCCUCUCCGAGAAGGAGCUGAAGGAGCCGGAGCCCAGCCAAGCCAGCACCGCGGGAGAGAAGCUGCGGGCGAACGCUUCCCCAUGCCUGGAGUCACCUGCUGAAGCCCAGCAGGUCCCACUGAGCAUCUACCUGAAGGAGAACAUGGCAUCAGCCACCACCAACGGUGUGCAGGAGCAGGUUGCCGGUGGGAUGGAGAGUGGGCCGGGAGAGCUAGGGGAUGCGGGAACCCCUGCGGGGCCGAGCACGGUGGCUCUGGCUGUGCCUCAGAGUCCCGAGGAGGGGAAGAACGGCGAGGUGCCCAGUGAGGUGCCCAGCGCACCGAAGAUGCUGUCAGGUCCCCCCCUGGGCUGUGGGGUGAGCGGACCGAACCCCCUGCCCAAAACGGGGAUCCUGGAGGAGUCAGCUGCCCGGAGAGCCAGCAAAAAGUCCAUGUUCACCUUUGUCGAGAAGCCGAAGCUGGGUCCCAACCCUGAUCUGCUGGACCUGGUCCAGAGCGCGGACAGCAGGAAGAAGCAGAAGGAGCAGGGGGAACCCGGUGCCGAGGAUGAGCCCUUUGCCCUCGGGGCUGGGGCUGCCAACUUCGUCCCCAACAGCACGGCCAGGGGUGGGCAGCACCUCCCACCGGCCGACGAUGCUCCAGCAUGGUCCUCCUGCCUCAAGUCCCCCACCAUCCAGCCCAAGCCAAAGCCACAGCCAAGCCACAACCUCAGCGAAGCGCGAGGGAAGGGGGCCGAGCUCUUCGCCCGACGGCAGUCCAGGAUGGAGAAGUUCAUCAUCGAGGCUCCCUCCCAGCCCGAGCUGCUGCGGUCCCCAUCGCCCACCAUGUCCCUGCCUCCCUCCUGGAAGUACGAUGCCAAUGCUUGCCUGUCACCCAGGGUCUCCAGACACCCCUCCAGGAGUCCCUCCAGGCCCUCCAAAACCCCCCCAGCAUCUCUGUACGGUGGCAACCUGGUGGAGAACGAAGUCUCCCAGAAGGAGCUGGAGAUCUCCAAGCACCAGCCCUACCAGCUCCAGUCUUCGCUCUUCAUCCUCUCCCCAUCCAAGGGGCCAGCGAGGUCCAUGCCCCAGGAGACGCCUCCACCCAGACCCUCUCUUCCUGACGCCUACCCCUACCCCCAGCAAACCUCCUGCCCAACCUCUCCAUUGCCUCCUUCCCCAGUUUGGCAUCCCACCGUGCCCAGCACCGGCCAGACCACCUCCAGCCCCUUCCCCGGAUCUGUCCUCGUUUUCUUCCGUGCCUCGGAGGAGAGCCGCAUCCCUGGAGGAAUGGCAGAGCCUCACGGUGCCGGGGACGCUGUGGGGUCCCUGUCCCUCCCCACGCUUGGUGCUGGAGCUGGGGAUGGCAGUGCUGCGUGGCACGGCCGGGAGCGAGGGAUGCACCCGCUGGAGGAUGGCAGGCGAGGGCCGGGCCAGCGGAGGGAUGCUCAGCCUGAAGCCCGUGGACCAGCCGGGCCUACGCCCGUCCCUCGGCCGCUCUCCCCGUGCGCGGGGGCAGCUGUGGGGCGAUGGCCCCCCGGGGCAGCGCAGGGGGGUCUCUGUGGCAUCACCCCAGGGGGAGGCUUUAGGAAGCUGCAAGAAAGGCGGCCGCCCCUCCCCGCCUCACCUACCUGGACGCCCCGGCUGGUGCGGCACCCAGGCAGCCUGGAUGGCUGGGCCAGCCCGGCCUCGGUGCCCGAGCUGGACGAGGGACCCCCCAUGUCCCCUCCGUGGAGCGAGAGGUCCCUGUCCCCGCUGCGGCAGGACGCCGACCCCCCCAGGAGUCCCCUGCCAUCCCCCGUGGUGGGUGGUCGGUCCCCGGCCAAGCGUUGCACCUCCCGGUCCCCGACGGACUCGGACGUCUCCCUCGACUCCGAAGACUCGGGGGCCAAGAGCCCGGGCAUCCACAGCUUCAACCUCUGCCCCCGGGGCUGGACCGGCAGCCUGCGCCUAAAGCCAGGGGGGCUGCCCUCGGGGGCCCCCUGCCCCUCCUAG
Messenger RNA from Charadrius vociferus (killdeer), 2073 nucleotides. It is a transcript of the gene SYNPO, whose product is annotated as synaptopodin. Gene Ontology annotation, cellular component: stress fiber; Z disc; nucleus. The transcript is spliced from 8 exons. Lineage: Eukaryota; Metazoa; Chordata; Aves; Charadriiformes; Charadriidae. Gene Ontology annotation, molecular function: actin binding. The record is from RefSeq and is a predicted model, not a curated record. Gene Ontology annotation, biological process: positive regulation of actin filament bundle assembly; modification of dendritic spine; spine apparatus assembly. The coding region runs from base 1 to 2073 and encodes 690 amino acids.